UCCGCUGACGUCAGGGGGUCAGAGGCGACGAAAAAGAUGUCGACUGGCGGACGCCGUUGGGCGCUGCUGUGGGGAGCGUCUCCGUGACAGGCGCUCGGCGGAGACGACGGACGAGCCGUCCCCCGAGCGAGUGUGAAGGGCGGCCGCGGCGGAUCGGGCAGGGCCGGGGGUGGAGCCGAGGGCGCCCCCGCUGGGGCGUGACUGUUGGGAGCGUGCAGGAACGGGGAGCGUCGGGUGCCCAAGGCCGGUGAUGCCCCACCGCCGCCCGGAGGCCGGGAAGUCGAGCUCCGCGGGGCCCCUUCAUGCCGCCGACUGGCUCUGACCCCGCCAGAAUGAACAGGAAGAAAGGAGACAAGGGCUUUGAAAGCCCAAGGCCGUAUAAAUUAACCCAUCAGGUCGUCUGCAUCAACAACAUAAACUUCCAGAGAAAAUCUGUUGUGGGAUUUGUGGAACUGACUAUAUUUCCCACAGUCGCAAACUUAAAUAGAAUCAAGUUGAACAGCAAACAGUGUAGAAUAUACCGAGUGAGGAUCAAUGAUUUAGAAGCUGCCUUUAUUUAUAAUGAUCCAACCUUGGAAGUUUGUCACAGUGAAUCGAAACAGAGAAACCUCAACUAUUUCUCCAAUGCUUAUGCGGCUGCAGUUAGUGCCGUGGACCCUGAUGCAGGGAACGGGGAGCUGUGCAUCAAGGUUCCGUCAGAGUUGUGGAAACACGUCGACGAGUUAAAGGUCCUAAAGAUACACAUCAAUUUUUCUUUGGAUCAGCCAAAAGGAGGUCUUCACUUUGUGGUACCCAGUGUAGAGGGAAGCAUGGCUGAGAGAGGUGCUCACGUGUUCUCUUGUGGGUAUCAGAACUCCACAAGAUUUUGGUUCCCAUGUGUUGAUUCAUACUCUGAAUUAUGUACGUGGAAAUUAGAGUUUACAGUGGAUGCUGCCAUGGUAGCAGUUUCCAAUGGAGAUUUGGUGGAGACCGUGUAUACCCACGACAUGAGGAAAAAGACCUUCCAUUACAUGCUUGCCAUUCCGACAUCUGCGUCAAACAUCUCCUUGGCCAUUGGACCUUUUGAAAUCCUUGUAGAUCCAUAUAUGCAUGAGGUUACUCAUUUUUGUUUACCUCAGCUUCUUCCAUUGCUUAAACAUACCACAUCAUAUCUUCAUGAAGUUUUUGAAUUUUAUGAAGAAAUUCUUACAUGUCGAUACCCAUAUUCCUGUUUUAAGACUGUAUUCAUUGAUGAGGCUUAUGUUGAAGUGGCUGCUUAUGCUUCCAUGAGCAUUUUUAGCACUAAUUUGCUACACAGUGCUAUGAUCAUAGAUGAGACACCUUUGACCAGAAGGUGUUUAGCCCAGUCUUUGGCCCAGCAGUUUUUUGGAUGUUUCAUAUCCAGAAUGUCUUGGUCUGAUGAAUGGGUAUUGAAAGGAAUUUCUGGUUAUAUUUAUGGUCUUUGGAUGAAGAAAACUUUUGGGGUUAAUGAAUACCGCCACUGGAUUAAAGAGGAGCUGGACAAAAUAGUGGCAUAUGAACUGAAAACUGGUGGAGUUUUAUUACAUCCCAUAUUUGGUGGAGGAAAAGAGAAGGAUAACCCAGCGUCCCAUCUACACUUCUCCAUAAAGCAUCCACAUACGCUCUCCUGGGAAUACUACACUAUGUUCCAGUGUAAAGCUCACCUUGUGAUGAGACUGAUUGAAAACAGGAUCAGUAUGGAGUUUAUGUUGCAAGUUUUCAAUAAACUGCUAAGUUUGGCUAGUACUGCUUCAUCUCAGAAGUUCCAGUCACAUAUGUGGAGUCAAAUGUUGGUUUCCACAUCUGGAUUUUUGAAAUCCAUUUCGAAUGUCUCUGGCAAAGACAUCCAGCCUUUAAUAAAGCAGUGGGUAGACCAGAGCGGAGUGGUAAAAUUUUACGGAAGUUUUGCCUUUAAUAGAAAGCGAAAUGUCUUGGAAUUGGAAAUAAAACAAGAUUAUACAUCUCCUGGAACCCAGAAAUAUGUGGGACCACUUAAAGUGACAGUUCAGGAGUUAGACGGAUCCUUCAAUCACACAUUGCAAAUUGAAGAAAACAGUCUUAAGCACGAUAUACCUUGCCAUUCCAAAAGCAGAAGGAAUAAGAAGAAAAAAAUUCCACUGAUGAAUGGCGAAGAAGUUGACAUGGAUCUUUCUGCAAUGGAUGCCGACUCUCCUCUGCUGUGGAUAAGGAUCGACCCGGACAUGGCGGUGCUGCGGAAGGUGGAGUUUGAGCAGGCGGACUUCAUGUGGCAGUACCAGCUCCGCUACGAGAGGGACGUGGUCGCCCAGCAGGAGGCCAUCUCGGCCUUGGAGAAGUUCCCCACGCCCGCGUCCCGGCUCGCCCUCACGGACAUACUGGAGCAGGAGCAGUGUUUCUACCGAGUGAGGAUGUCCGCCUGCUUCUGCCUUGCAAAGAUUGCAAAUUCAAUGGUGAGCACAUGGACAGGACCACCAGCCAUGAAGUCGCUCUUCACUAGGAUGUUUUGUUGUAAAACUUGUCCAAACAUUGUGAAAACAAACAACUUUAUGAGCUUUCAAAGUUACUUUCUACAGAAGACUAUGCCAGUUGCAAUGGCCUUAUUGAGAGAUGUUCACAACCUUUGUCCCAAAGAAGUCUUAACAUUUAUUUUAGACUUAAUCAAGUACAAUGACAACAGAAAAAAUAAGUUUUCAGACAACUAUUACCGCGCAGAGAUGAUCGAUGCCCUUGCCAACUCUGUUACGCCUGCGGUCAGUGUGAAUAAUGAAGUUCGAACUUUGGAUAACUUAAAUCCGGAUGUGCGACUCAUUCUUGAAGAAAUCACUAGGUUUUUGAAUAUGGAAAAACUUCUUCCAAGUUACAGGCACACCAUCACUGUCAGUUGUUUGAGAGCCAUACGAGUGCUUCAGAAGAAUGGACAUGUGCCCAGUGAUCCAUCUCUUUUUAAAUCUUACGCAGAAUAUGGCCACUUUGUGGACAUUAGAAUAGCAGCUUUGGAAGCGGUGGUUGAUUACACUAAAGUUGACAGGAGUUAUGAAGAAUUGCAGUGGCUACUUAACAUGAUUCAAAAUGACCCUGUACCCUAUGUAAGACAUAAAAUUCUAAAUAUGUUGACUAAAAACCCACCCUUUACUAAGAGCAUGGAGUCUCCCUUAUGCAAUGAAGCUUUGGUAGAUCAACUUUGGAAACUUAUGAAUUCUGGCGCGGCUCACGACUGGAGGCUGCGGUGUGGCGCUGUGGACUUGUACGUCACGCUCUUUGGCCUCAGUAGACCUUCCUGCUUACCCUUGCCAGAGCUUGGCUUGGUCCUUAAUCUGAAGGAGAAGAAAGCUGUCUUGAAUCCAACCAUCAUUCCAGAGGCCAUAGCAGGCAACCAAGAAGCUGCAGUGAAUCCAAGUAGUCACGCACAGCUAGUUGGAUUCCAGAACCCUGAAGAUGAUCACCUUGCCAAGGAAGCCUCAUGUAAUAUGUCAGCUCAUCAGCAGGGAGUGAAGAGGAAGGCUGACACACCACUGGGGUCCCCACUAGAGCCUGGUCAAAUACUGGAGAAGAAUGAGGAUAGCAGUAAAGUCAGACUCAAAAUCAGAUUUUCAAGUUCUCAAGACGAGGAAGAGAUUGAUAUGGAUACUGUUCAUGAUAGCCAGGCAUUCAUUUCCCAUCAUUUAAACAUGCUUGAAAGGCCGUCAACUCCAGGGCUCUCCAAAUAUCGGCCAGCUAACUCGAGAUCUGCUCUGAUGCCCCAGCACUCCGCAGGCUGUGACGGCACGCCCACCACGAAGCCCCAGUGGAAUAUGGAGCUCCCACGGAAGGGAGCAGGUAAGGAGCAGCCCCCUCUGGAGAUGAGUCUGCACGCGGCCGCGGCAGCCCCGCUGUCGGCGUUCAGCAAGGAGCCCGCGGCCCCCAAGCACGGCGACCACCACCACCACCACCACCACGAGCACAAGAAGAAGAAGAAGAAGCACAAGCACAAGCACAAGCACAAGCACAAGCGGGACGGCCGGGAGAGGGGGCGCGCGCCCCUCGCCCUCCCCAGCCCCGCCGGCGGCCGCCCCGCGCGCUCCCCCUCGCUCUCCGACUGAGCCGGGCGGGCGCGCGCCGCGCCGUCCCAGCCCCGCCCGCGGGAGGUCCGCGCGCUCCCUCCCUCUCGGACUGAGCCGGGGCCGGGCGACCUUCCCCGGUGUCCAGACCGGUAUACAGACGGCGCCGGGCGGGGGAGACCUUCCCUCUGCGUCCGGAACAGUACAGAGACUGAGCCGGGCGGCGGGGACCCUCGCCUCCCCAGCCCCGCCACCGGGAGGCCCGCGCGCGCUCUGCCUCCCUCUCAGACGGAGCGGGGCCGGGGGACCUUCCCUCCGUGUCCAGAACAGUGUACAGAACCAGCACUUCGUCAGCUGGGAAGAUGAGAGAAAGAAAAAGUCACCUCUUGUAGAGACUCAAGUUCUAGACAUUUGAUUUAUGUUAUUUAUACAACUGAAACCUAAUUAGGAAAAUGUGUUUUAUCGUCCUGAGUAAACCAUCUCAUCCGGUUUCUUCCUGGAAAUGCACACACAGAGCAGACCCUUCAUCAGGCCCUCCUCUGCAGGGCAGUCACCGUUCAUAUCGUGGUCUCCGUGUGUACUGCCAAAGCCAAUUAUGUUUUAAAGCCUGUGACACUAUGGUAUAAAGUUACGUUUUAAACAGAAGCUACUGCCAAACCUGUGGUAAAACCACUAUUUCCAGUGAAAUAUUGAAUAACACUGUUUGGAACUACUGAAGGAUAGAGGCUUUUCUAUAGGACUCUUCUCUAUUGCAUGCUUUUGUGUGUAUCUGUUAACCAGAGAAACUAAUGCUGGAAUUUUCAGAGGCAGCUUUAAAAAAAGAAAAGGCUUUUUUGAUAGCACAUUUGGUCAUUAUGAUGUUGGAAUUUAACAAAACUACCAAAUCCACAGUUCUCAAAUCAAGAUGUUUAAAUUAUAACUUCCUUUUUUUCAUUAAGUGUAAGUGAAUACAUUCAUAUGUAGAACAUGUUUACCAAAUGUGGACAAUUAAUACACCCAAUACAUAUUCUAAAAUUAUUUCUCUAAGGAUGGUACCUUAAAAAGGUGUUUAUAUGCUGUUCAUAAGCGUAAAUGUAGACAUUUUGACCCUCAGCGUGAGUAUACCAGAAGUAUUUAAAAGCAUACGAAACAGUUUGGUUUCAUACUUCAAUUGUUUGUAUGUUUGUGUGUUUUUGUUUUUAUUUCUAAAUUUACCAUGUGCUUUAUCGUUUGCCUAAAAAUGUUACUCAUACCUGUUCUAUUUUUAUCAUUUCCCUUAUCAUUUAGAAGGUUUGACAGAAUACGUCUUCCCAGAAUAGAUGUUUCAAAGGGAUUUGGUAAUGUUGGACUUUUAAAUAUACUUGUUUAAUAAAUAAUUUUUUAAAUUGA
This is a messenger RNA of Cervus elaphus (red deer), 5384 nucleotides long. It is a transcript of the gene TAF2, whose product is annotated as TATA-box binding protein associated factor 2. Bases 303 to 4058 code for a protein of 1251 amino acids. The record is from RefSeq and is a predicted model, not a curated record. Lineage: Eukaryota; Metazoa; Chordata; Mammalia; Artiodactyla; Cervidae. The transcript is spliced from 28 exons. Gene Ontology annotation, cellular component: transcription factor TFIID complex. Gene Ontology annotation, biological process: transcription initiation at RNA polymerase II promoter. Gene Ontology annotation, molecular function: RNA polymerase II general transcription initiation factor activity; chromatin binding; transcription cis-regulatory region binding.